Messenger RNA from Planococcus citri (citrus mealybug), 4572 nucleotides. RefSeq lists its product as uncharacterized. NCBI's taxonomy places the organism in Eukaryota, Metazoa, Arthropoda, Insecta, Hemiptera, Pseudococcidae. The transcript has 16 exons. The coding region runs from base 319 to 3684 and encodes 1121 amino acids. Gene Ontology annotation, cellular component: cytoplasm. Gene Ontology annotation, molecular function: cysteine-type aminopeptidase activity. The record is from RefSeq and is a predicted model, not a curated record. Gene Ontology annotation, biological process: proteolysis; L-homocysteine catabolic process; response to toxic substance.
UAGUCGACGUUUUAUGUAUGAAAAUCGUGCAUUCGUUAAAAUACUCAUUGAAUAAUUCGUAUUCGUGUUCGUUUUUGUAGUAAAUAUCGCUUCAUUGAUUUUGAAACCGUACCCUGAAUCGAGGAAAACUAUACCGGUGAUCGUAGAUAAACAGACGCAUUCGAUCGAUAACCUCAUCGAAAAAUAGAGCUAGAGGGAGAAAGAUUAGUACGCCAAUAUACUAGAAUUGGUGAUAGGAUAAAUUACAGGCUGUAUUCUCAACAGGCCAUAUUGAACACGAAAUUUUUCGUCGGCGUAUUUUUGGCAGCCAUAAUAUUGAUGGUGAUUGCUUCAUGGGCUUUGAAUUCGUGCCCGAAAGGAUUAACCGAAGAUGAGUUAGAUCCUGCAAAUACUAACAGAAUUUCCGGCGUUCGAGCGAUGGAAUACCUCAAAGAACUGGAUGAAAUCGGUCCCAAACCGAUCGGUAGCUACGAAAACGAAGUCUUGACCGUUGAUUAUUUGCUUUGCCAGAUCGAACGUAUCAAGAAACGUGAGCCUCCUUCGUGGAAUGGAAUAGACCUAGAUAUACAAGUAGUCAGCGGUAAUUUUAGCGAAGUCGAUCCUCGAGGCAGAGCUUUCCGAAAGCAAAUAGUGUAUGGAAAUUUGCAAAACAUCGUCGUCAAAUUGUACUCGAAAUUCAACGCGACCGAAAGUGUUCUAGUGAAUUGUCAUUUCGACUCGAGUUUCGCCAGUCCAGGUACGAGCGACGGCGGUUCAAACUGCGCUGUCAUGCUGGAAGUUCUGCUUGUAAUGUCGAUUGUAGAUCAUCCGAUCAGAAGAAACGUCAUAUUUUUAUUCAACGGUGCCAAAGUGGAUGGGAUUUCGGGGUCGCAUGGAUUUAUCACUAAACAUAAAUGGAUCAAUGAGAUCGUAUGUUUUAUUAAUUUGGACGCUUUUGGAGCUGGCGGACGUCAAACGCUCUUUCAAACUGGCCCUAAUGCUUACGUUUUACCAAAGAUAUACAGCAAAUCAGCGAUGUUUCCUGAUGGUAAAGUACUCAGCGAAGAAUUCAUCCUAAGCGGAUUAUUACCAUCCGAUACAGAUUCCAAGAUUUUUCGCGAUUACGGACAGCUUAAAGGAUUGGAUUUAGUUCAUUUCGCCAACGGUUAUGUUUAUCAAACGAGCAGUGAUAAUAUUUCGAUGAUUACCGCCAACGUCCUCCAGUUAGCCGGUGAUAAUUUACUACACAUUGUGAAGGCGCUGGUCGACUAUAAUUUCCUCAAGGAAGAGCUCCAAAGUAACGACGAGCAAGCUGUGUAUUUCGAUAUAUUUGGAAUAUUUAUCGUAUGUUAUCCGUCCAUCGUCGGUUUCCUGAUCCACCCGGUGGUUGUAAUAUCGGCGUACUCGGCCAUGUCAAUACGGUUUCAAGUUUUUGAAGCGCCUUUAUCCGAAGAACAGUUAAACAAAUUGAAAACUGCUUUCUAUACCGAUCCGAAAAAUAUUUUGGCUCAGAACGCUUGCACACGAAGCGAACCGUUAGAAGUAUGCAUAUCGAAUAGCGGAGUUCAGGAAUCUAUUCAUGUAUUUUCCCAUAAAAUCGAAGCGGAAGCAAAACCGGUAACCAAUCAGAAAUCCACCGGAAGAUGUUGGAUAUUCGCGUGUUUAAAUGUAAUUCGAGUACCGUUUAUCAAGAAAUACGAAUUGGAAGAUUUCGAGUUCAGUCAGUCGUAUAUUUUUUUCUGGGAUAAAGUGGAACGUAGUUACUAUUUUUUAAACCUGGUUGUCGAAACCGCCAGAAGAAAAGAACCUGUCGAUGGCAGAUUGGUGUCGUAUUUGCUUUCUACUCCGAUGAACGAUGGCGGACAAUGGGACAUGUUGGUCAAUUUAAUCAAUAAACACGGCUUGAUGCCGAAGAAAAAUUUCCCCGAAUCAGUCAGUUCGGAAGCCAGCGCUCAACUCAACUCGAUCCUAACGAGUAAAGUUCGCGAAUUCGCCAUUAUUUUACGUAAAAUGGUCGAAGACGGAAACAGCGACGCCGACAUCAAGAGUAAAAUCGACGAACAGAUGGUUAUCAUAUUCCGUAUCGUAGGCAUUUGUAUCGGUAUUCCUAAUUCCACGUUUACGUGGGAAUAUUUGGAUAAAUCUAAACAGUACCAAUCGAAAGGACCAAUAACACCUUUAGAUUUUUAUAAAGAAUACGUUAAACCUGUUUUCAACGUCGAUGAUAAAGUUUGUUUAGUGACUGAUCCUAGGCCAUCGAAUAAAUAUAAUCAAGCUUACACAGUCGAUUGUCUGGGUAACGUAGUCGGCGGUAGAAAAGUUAUCUACAACAAUCAACCGGUCGAGUUGUUAGCUCAACUUUGCGCCGAGUCGAUAAAAAUAAACGAGCCAGUAUGGUUCGGCUGCCAAGUAUCGAAACGAUUCGCCGGUAAAUUAGGUUUACAAGAUCUCCGUAUUCACGAUUAUAAAUUAGUUUUUGGCGUUGAUGUAUCUGUACCGAUGACGAAAGCUCAACGAAUGAUUUACGGCGAAUCAGCCAUGUCACAUGCGAUGGUUUUAACUGCCGUUACUCUCGAUGAAAAGAACAAACCUACUAAAUGGAGAGUUGAAAAUUCGUGGGGCGAUGAUCGAGGAGAAAAAGGGUAUUUAUUGAUGACCAACGAAUGGUUCGACGAGUACGUGUUUGAAAUCGUCGUCGACAAAAGUAUAGUACCUGAGGAAGUAUUAGACGUGUUUACACAAGAUCCGAUCGUAUUGCCUGCCUGGGAUCCGAUGGGUACUCUGGCCGGGAUUUCCCCCGUACAAGAUCGCAGAGAGAUGAUGAAGGCCGUGAACGAUAUACCGUUUAAGAAGGUAUUCGGUGAAAAGGCCAGAGCAAUGGCCUUCAUAAAUUCUGCUCUAAAAACUGAACUAAUAAAAGAUGUGGCUGACAUCGAAGAACUAACCGUUGAUAAAACCUUUGUCGCAGAGCACACCCAAGGCAGAACGUGUGUUGUAGAUUUAUUUUGCUCUACAACAGCAGGGGAUAUGAUCGUGGUCGAGAUGCAGGUAGCCCCUCAUGCGGCAUUCAAAUCGCGCAUUGAAUUUUAUUGCUCAAGAGUAUUCAUUGAUCAGCUCAGUAGAGGAGGAAAAUUUAAAGCAGUGAGGUCUGCUUACCUCAUCGUAAUAUGUGACUUUGUGAUAUUACCACGGGAACCAUGGUUCACCUAUCAUGCCCCAGUGAAUAUGUCAACAUUAUAUGACAAUAUUGGAAUGGUGCUUACGGAAGAUAUGAUAAAAAGAGAUUUUCGAGGGAUGCAGUAUACAAUUCUUCAACUAGGAAGAUUUGAAGAUUCAAGAUCUAUGAAUGACAUACUCGAUAAUAAUGACAUCUAUCUUUGGAUGCUGUAUCUACAAAAAGGGCAUGUUUUAAAUGAGGAUCAGCGCCGAGUGAUCGGAGCUAAAAAUUAUCUCAUCAAUUCAGCGAUAUCUAUGUUGGAAGUGAUAAAUUAUUCAAAGGAAGAAUUCGAUGCUUAUCGUGAGACAGAAACGAUGAAGGUCUUAGCCAAAGCAGAAUUAGAGGCUCAGCGAAAGAAGUUAGCAGAGGCAGCUAAAAAAGGUGAAGACGAGGCCAUGAAGCGCUUCAAAAGGGAGUUAGAAGAAGCAGAGAGUAGAGGAGAAACUCCAGCCGAGUUCUGCAGAAGAAAAUUCUCCAGAUACAAUUAACAAACUUUAUCCACAAGAUCUCCAGCUGUUUAGAUACUAUUUGCGCUCUCUAUCGAUCCAGUUACAAAUUUACCUCAUCUGUACAUAUUUCAACUCAUUCCAGCUUCCUUCUAGCAGCUUUGUAAGCCGUUUCAUCGUUUCUACAUUCAUUGUGUGGAAAAAAGCUGUGAUUUUCUGCUGUAAAAAGUGGAAUACACGGAUUUCCAAUGGUGGUACAAUCUGCAUGGGUACGACACAUUUAGUUAAUUCAUUAAUACGAGCUCCGAAAUUCUGAAGGUUUUUCGUAAUACUUAAAUCGAAGUGAUGUUGCAUGUUAGUUUCGACCUUUGUCAUCAAUAAAUUAAUGAUGGUACUGUCUGGAAACUCGGAGUCACACAGGAUCUUGAACCAUUUUUGUAAAUCAAAUUCCCAUUUAAUGGAAGUUUCCGUAUUAAACUGUAAUAAUAUUAGGCAUAUCUUGGCGUUCUCUUGUUGUGCGCAAGGCUCCAUAGGGUUUGUAUAAAUGAUGUACGAUAAUUGUAGUAUCUCGUGCGGGGGGUUGUCCGAAAAAUCAUGAUUGUCUUUGUGUCGAAGUAGCUAUAGACUGUUGCAAUUAGCUUCUAACUUGAUUGCCUAUCUGUGUGUUACGACUUACUUCAUUUGUAGGAAAGAUGACAGGAUGCCCAUUAACUGUUUGAGUAUUGGUUUUCGUAAAACAUCAGAUCCUUUUUACCUGUUUUAAUACCAUAAAAGAAGAUUUAUGAUUUCAUUUAAACUAGUCAAAGAAGAUUAUCAUUUUGUAUCAUUUUGUUAUUUGUUAUAUUAAUCUAUAAGUCGUCGUUAACAGCUCUCUGUAAUUUUUACGUAAUUCUAUUUACAAAAAAUAAUAAAAGUCUAAAUUGUGUUGAA